AUGUGGGAGGCCGACUCGUCCUGGUAUGGGGCGCCUCUCCUGGACCGUCGCGCGCCCGAUGCCACCCAACCCUACCACUGCCCCUCGUACAAGCUGCCCAAAUUCGGUACCAUUGAAAUCUCGCCCGGCAACACUAUCUACCUCGACGAGAACGCCGUCUUCCGCCCGCUAUGCACCAACGUAGCCACCUCCCAGGACGAUGGCACAGGCGGAAUUACCAGUGUAGCCGACAUGCGCGACCCCUUCCACGCUUCCAUCACACCCCAGGCCUACGCGACAGGCGCCGCGACCGUCAUCGCCUGGAUGCUCGUCAUCAUGCUCAUCAUCACACCUCGCACCUUCUUCGUCGGCAACGCUUCGGGACGCUCAGGGCUCAUGGGACGGCGCGGAAUGAUUAGCGGGGCAACAGGAGGUGGAUCUAUCAUAGGAGUCGGAAGCCGCCCAUGGUUGCAAAAGGCCGCAGCCCUGACCGUCGCCAUUUCUCUGACACUCGCCACUGCCGACACUUUCAAGAUCGCCGAACGCCAGUACGAGGAGGGCUUCAUCGACGCCAUGGAACUGCGGGAUCAGGUCGUAGCCGGCAUGGAAAUCAAGGUUUCGCGUGUCGUGUCCGACAUAUUUCUCUGGCUCGCGCAGGUACAGACUCUGAUCCGCCUAUUUCCACGCCACAAAGAGAAGGUCAUUAUCAAAUGGGUCGGAUUCGCCCUCAUCCUGCUCGACAUCGCAUUUAGCUGUCUCAACAGCUUUGGUCCGUACGAAAACCAACGCCGCCCCGCACAUUUCGAUACCGCCAUUCCUGCCCUCAGCUACCUGUUUCAGUUAUCACUAAGCAUGCUCUAUGCCGCCUGGGUUAUGUACUACGCCAUCACCAAGCGACGAUAUGCUUUCUACCACUCUAUGAUGUGGAACAUGAGUGUCAUCUCCCUCCUGUCCAUCAUCGCUAUCCUUACGCCGGUUGUCUUCUUCAUUACCGACAUCGCAAACUACACUAUUGCUGGCUGGGGAGACUACUUCCGCUGGGUUGGAGCGGCGGCUGCUAGCGUAAUUGUUUGGGAGUGGGUGGAGCGCAUUGAAGCGCUGGAAAGAGAAGAGAGAAAGGACGGAAUUCUAGGAAGAGAAAUUUACGAUGGAGACGAUAUGCUCGACAACAGCCCAUCGGACUCCAAAUGGCCCUCAAAACGGAAGGGCCAGCCAUCAGAAAAAGAUGAGAAGAAGAGCGGGGGAGGUCAAGGCGGAUUCAGCGUUUUCGCAUCUGCACACGCUGGUCGGUUCAAUGAGUUUGCCCAGAAGCUUGGACGGAACAUGACCCAAACGCCACGAACGGAAGCACGAAAGAAGCGCACUAUCCACAUUCCAGCACCACCUCCAGUCAUGCGACGGUCCCAAUCUACGACACGUGGAGAUCGUAACUCGCGGGCCUAUGUACGAGUGCAGACCCCGCCACCAGUGCCAGUCAUCGCAUCACCAGUGAGCAGGACAGACACAACGAGCGCCGACUCGACUGUAUACACAGUCCGCUAUCACCCAAUCAGCGACACACCAGUGAACCCACGCCCUGCACCGGCAGACGGUAGACCUGGGAAUCAUGAAGCACAGCCACAAACACAAGCCUCGUCGCAAGAACCUCAAGCAGCUGAUCCCGAGGACCCGGAGAAGGGAGGCGAACUAGAGCCAGUCACUAGCAGGAGCAAAUUCCAGUGGCAAGCAUUGGGAAACCCAUUCAGGCGGAAAGGACGGACACCCCCGAAAGAGCUCCAGAGAGGUCAGGUCAUCGAGCCACUUGCAGUGGACGAUGUAGCGGCGAACAUACCCCGUCGCAAUUACAACGGGCUAGCUCUAGCCGAUCGACUCGGCACCUUUGCUGCACAGCAAGGUGAAAAGCUAAGGUCAAAGAAGAAGUCUGGGUCACAGAACGAAACGGUUCUGCCUGUCACCAUCAUCCCUGCUCAGCCUCGUGGCCAAACUUGGUCUCCAGACAUUAUUCGUCAGCAACAAGAGGAGGCUCAACAAGAGGAGGCCACGCAGGCUACGGGUGUGCCGGCUGCGAGCGAGCAAGAUCGGGUGAACUCACCAACGACUUCUCAUGGAGUGACGGAUUCAAGCGAGGUUGUCAACCUUUCCGCUACGCCAAACUCAACACGCACGCCUCGCAUUCGAUUCUCGCCUGCCGCUCCACUUGGAGGAAGUGUUCUCGGUGGAGAGACGGUGCGCCCAUCGGCACCAAGUACACCACUGGCACAGGAUGAAUCGACGUCAACGAUUGACUUUAGCAGGCCCGGACAGCACAGCCGGACAGACCACGACAGGUAG
Messenger RNA from Alternaria arborescens, 2310 nucleotides. Its product is annotated as pH-response regulator protein palH/RIM21. NCBI's taxonomy places the organism in Eukaryota, Fungi, Ascomycota, Dothideomycetes, Pleosporales, Pleosporaceae. Gene Ontology annotation, biological process: cellular response to pH. The record is from RefSeq and is a predicted model, not a curated record. The transcript is spliced from 2 exons. Gene Ontology annotation, cellular component: plasma membrane. Bases 1 to 2310 code for a protein of 769 amino acids.